Molecule: messenger RNA, 1749 nt
Organism: Cladophialophora immunda
Lineage: Eukaryota; Fungi; Ascomycota; Eurotiomycetes; Chaetothyriales; Herpotrichiellaceae
Exons: 2
Coding region: 270-1532 (420 amino acids)
Biological process (GO): peptidoglycan turnover; amino sugar metabolic process
Molecular function (GO): phosphotransferase activity, alcohol group as acceptor; ATP binding
Source: RefSeq, a predicted model, not a curated record
GUUUGGUUGGACGUGCACCGACAGUGCCGGUAGCACUCAGAUGAGAUGAGCCUUUCUUUUUGGAAAUCGACCAGAAGCCAAAUUCCAAUGAGCAGCGCAAAGCAAUAUGUUCUCGUUGGUAGUUCCUCCAGUUAAGAUGUGCCAAAUAGCAUCCUAUCGUCCAACAGGCAUACAAAAAGCCGGCGGGGCUGCUCUUUCCUAUCGAUGGCAUGCAGAGAUCUUUAACUUGGCUCCUGAGCACUGUCCUGUUCUGACACCAACAUCUCGCCAUGGCAUCGUACAUCAUCGGUCUGAACAGCGGCUCCUCUUUUGACGGGAUCGACGCCGUCCUCUGUUCAAUUGACAUCUCAGCAGACGGCCAUCCGUCGCGACCGAAGUUCAUCGACGCCAUAUCAAUCGACUGGCCGCAAGAGCUUCAGCCCCAAAUAUUCCGAGCAUUCAACAAUGACCUUUCUCUGUUCGACAUGACCCGCGUGAAUUACGCGGCGGGAGCCGCCUACGCCGAAGCUGUACGAUCCCUCUUGUCCCGAAACAACCUGAAAUCUCAGGAUAUCGACGUUGUCGGGUACGAUGGCCAAACAAUUUAUCAAGAACCCCCCGAGCCCGAGAAGCAGGCUGCGCUCAUGGCGUCGGACAACAAAAGUUUGGUGGAUAGAUGGCUGAUUGGUGGAUACCCGUGCGGCUUCUUCAUCGUUGAAUCCGGUGUCGUCGCUGCCCUUACAGACAUUGACACCGUCACACAAUUUCGGCCGAUUGAUCAUGCACUGGGAGGCUCGGGAGCACCUCUGAUGCAAUACCUUGACUUUGUCUCUUUUCGUGACCAAGGGCCGGUGGUAACUUUGAAUAUUGGUGGAAUUGCAAAUCUUCAACUUGCGCAGAAGGAUCGAUCAAAAAUGAUGGCGUUUGACACUGGACCAGGAAACGUUAUGAUCGAUCAUGUCAUCAAAGCCAGAACAGGUCGCACCUACGACAGAGACGGCGAGCUGGCCGCUAAAGGGAGUGUCAUGGAGCCUUUACUCACCAAGUUACAAGGACAUGCUUUCUUUCUGCGCAAACCACCAAGGUCUGCUUGGAGAUUGGACUUCGGCGCAGACUUUGCCGACCGGAUCCUCGCCGAGUAUACGUCCUCAUCCACCGAAGACUUACUAGCCACGCUCACCAUGUUCACUGUAACAUCAAUCGAGCGGUCACUAGUUGAUUUUAUUCUUCCAAGGGCCGCCGUGUCACAGGUGGUCGCCAGCGGAGGAGGCACUCGGAACCUUUGUCUGAUGCGCUUCCUUCAAACGAGGUUAAGCCAUCACAGUGUGAAACUGACGACGAGUGAUGAGUACGGUUUGCCUCCUGCAUAUAAAGAAGCCAUUAAGUUUGCGACUCUCGGCUAUGCUUGUAAGAGAAGACUUGCCAACAACAUCCCCGCGGCCAGCGGUGCUUCGUCCUUUGCGGUGUUGGGAAAAUUAAGCUUCGCUCCCAGCUCAGGUUUCAAGCAAGGAUUAUGCGCACCAUCCUCCCUCGCUACGAAUGGGAUUCAUUGAAAAGACGGAUGUUUUAGAUUGGAAAUGUGGUAGAGCCUCGCAAAUCCUGUUGAGCUGAGGACUCCUUUAGCACAUUGUUGCUUGUCUUCUAUUUCAGUUGCCUAGACAUGCUUCUCAAGCACUCUGAAAGUUUCCAUAGCUUGUACACACUCUUUUUUGGUACUACAGAUAGAUAGAUAUACCUCUCCUGCUCUGGGACUCUUGUCCAGAGUUUAGA